AUGAAACAUGUGCCAGGAGCUUGGCAAUUGCUUUCAUUUUCAUUCUUUCAUAUUCCCUUCCUUUCUCCUUAUAGUUAUAUUGGUAGCUAUAACGAUCUGGUCAAGGCUGUGGAAAAGUAUGGAGACCCAAUAACUAAAACAUUCAGAUUGACCACUUCUAAAUCAAAUUCUGUUUGGAUUAGUGAUCCAAAAUUAUUGAAAGAAUACUUCAUUGCAAAGGCUCACAAUUUCGAAAAGCCAAAUUACAAUGUGGCAGCCUUCUUUGGGGAAAAUAUUCUAUCAGCACAAAACAAUGAAAGUUGGAAGAAACACUUUAAAGUUUGUAAUCCAGCAUUUGGUCCAAAAAAUCUCAAAUAUCUCUGUAAGGUUGCAGUAGAGUCUUGUAAUUCAAUGUUUGAGAUGUGGGAUAGGAGAUGCGAUGGUACAAACAAUUGCAUUCUCGAACAUGAUGACUACCCAAAUUUGAGUUUGCAAAUUUUGGGCUUGGCAGGUUUAAAUAUUGACUUUGGUAUCUAUGCGGAGGAAGCAGAGG
Naegleria gruberi is the source of this 532-nucleotide messenger RNA. RefSeq lists its product as uncharacterized. NCBI's taxonomy places the organism in Eukaryota, Heterolobosea, Eutetramitea, Acrasida, Naegleriidae. Gene Ontology annotation, molecular function: monooxygenase activity; iron ion binding; oxidoreductase activity, acting on paired donors, with incorporation or reduction of molecular oxygen. The transcript has a single exon. The annotation marks the transcript as partial. The record is from RefSeq and is a predicted model, not a curated record.